UUGGGAAGCCGCCCAAUGGCUUUUUUAUUAGCCGCCCUUUUUUUGAAAUAGCCGCCUUUUGGCGUUGGAGCGACUGUGCCCUUUCCUUUUUUCUUUUUACCAAGUUUUACCCAACAUGUCCCAAGCAUCAGGAUCCAUUGCCAGCAGAAUCACUCAAAAGCUCGGAUCACCCGAAUUUCGCAACUAUUUGAUGAGCACCCACUUCUGGGGCCCUGUUGCUAACUGGGGUAUUCCUCUUGCUGCCAUUGCUGAUUGGAAGAAGGAUCCUGCAUACAUUUCGGGCAACAUGACAGUUGCUUUGUGUGUCUACUCUGGUCUUUUCAUGCGCUUUGCCUUGGCAGUACAGCCCACGAACUACUUGUUGUUUGCUUGCCACGCUACAAACGAAGUUGCUCAGCUUGUCCAAGGCUACAGAUACCUUCAAUAUAACAAGUUUGGUGACAACAAGGCAGCAGAACAAAAGCAAGAAGAAAAGCCUUCGACUGCUUAGAUUCACCUGGUUUAGAUUUUGUAUAAAGUAUAUAAGAAAAGUAUUAAAGAAAGGCAGUGAAUAUACAU
This is a messenger RNA of Zychaea mexicana, 558 nucleotides long. RefSeq lists its product as uncharacterized. Bases 116 to 490 code for a protein of 124 amino acids. Gene Ontology annotation, biological process: pyruvate import into mitochondria. The record is from RefSeq and is a predicted model, not a curated record. Gene Ontology annotation, cellular component: mitochondrial inner membrane. Lineage: Eukaryota; Fungi; Mucoromycota; Mucoromycetes; Mucorales; Lichtheimiaceae. The transcript has 5 exons.